AACCGCUAAUUGAACUAAAGCAUAAAAAUUAAACAAAAUGUUAUUGACUUCAAAUGUUCAAACUACUAAUUUUUGUAAAAUAUCAAUAAACUAUUGAUUAAAAAAAAAAUAAACCAACCCAUGCUCUCUACGUUUUAGUGGUCGUAUUAUGUUCAGAGUUAUUCCAUGUAUUUUCGUCAUAUUUGGCUCUCAAAAUAGUUCCAGGAUGUCAUAGUCAUCGUUCCUGGAGAAGGUUUUAAUCUUCUUCAACCAAUUCUACUAUUUUGAGAAUGGUUUUAGUAUGCUGUGUAAAUUUCGUGUUACUUUUUGGCAUUUGUUUACAAUUAAGCCAAUUAUUUUCACUCACUUUCUCUCAUUCUUGUAAAUUCAAAAGAAUGUUCUUUGGAAUAAUGCGCGUUGUUUUUGUUAACAACUAGUCUUCCGACUCAGUAAAAUUGCGUUUACCGACUGCGCUAAAUAAGAAAAUAAAAACCAAACCGUUUCUUGUGAAAGUCUGAGUUAUAUCAUUCUCGAUCCUUACAUUUUUUCAUUUUCUCUUAUAACGUUCAGCUUAUCAAUUAUUUAGUUCUAAAACUUAUCCAAUCAGUUAUAAUAUUUCAAAAAUUACACCUUCUUUCGGAAUGAGCGUUUGUAAAGGCGCGUCGAUUGCUAACUACAGUGACGUAACCAAACUGAGUAUACAUCAAGUAACAGCUGUCAAAAAUGCCAACUCCGAAAAAAGUAUCGCCCCAUUGAAAAGAGUAUGUCUAAAAAGCAUCCGUUACUUUUCCCCACCUAACAAUAAUUUCCCUAAGUAACAACAGUGCAAACUGUGUACUAAAAGUUUUACAAAUUAGAAUCAUUUUCUUAUGCUUAAAAGUAAUUUUCCCCACCAGCUUCUUAUCAACUUCCUUGCCGUUCAAAAGUAGUCUGGUGAGGUCAUUUCAUGUUAGUAACAAUUGAUUAAUUUAACGAUAGCUUACCUUCUUUUGAUAGAGAAGGAGAUGAUUUGUAAGAAGAGGUUUGAAGGUCUGUGCUGAAAAUUUGUUAUUUUCCUCACAUUCCCCGUUUUUACUUUUUCCUCCCUAUGUGUCCCAUUCUCCCAAAAUCGUUGAGGAUUUUACCAAUGCAGGCGACAUCUGUUUAGUCCCUUUUAGGGAAGUGAUCCCUUGAUAGACAUGACAGUUACGUUACAAAAAUCGCAAUUAUCGGGAAUGUCCUCCAUUCCACAACUCAAUAAAAUCUGGCGCUCAUAUAUAAUUUUAUUACACACUGAAAGUAAAUUGCUAAAUUGGAUUGUUAACACCCUUUUAAACAUGGUCCACAUGCUUCACAACAAAUCACCCAAAAAAAUUUACGGAUCUGGUGGCCACAUACAGACAAACACAAUAAACACAAUAAAGAAGGAGCAGACGUUAAUAGGUUUGCGUUGGGCAUACUUUGCAAAAGCAACCUAUUGAGAUCUCAAGAUAGACGGUAAAUUGAAACCUGUAGGGCAGCAGGAAUCGCGGAAGACCUCAAUAAACCUGGAAACGCUAGAGACCAUAACAAUUAGAGCCAAGGGAACGAAGAAGAGCUCCUAUACAUUGUUUGGUUUGUAAGGCCAAAAGAUGACGUACCAUACAAUUUUAUCUUACCUCUGGUGGGGGACUCAAAUUAAUAGACGUCAUUUGGUGAGAAAGUUUUAAUUCUUGUAUUUUAUAUUCUUUAAUAAUCUUAAUAUGUAGAAUAAUUAAAAAAAUUAAAUAUAGUGCCAAACCCCGACUAAAUGGGUCCCUUUGGUACCAUCGCGCAAAUUUAUUUUUAAACAACAUUUACUUUCUAAAUUGGAUUUUUAGAUUGAAUUUGGAUUAUAGAUGCGAAGAAUAUCUCAAAUUGUACAGUUAUUUUUGAUGAAAUAAUACAAAUGGAAUAUGUUUUACAAAAUAUAAAUUACAGGAGCGACGGGACUGGUUGACGGCAAUCGACUCACUGUCCGUUGAUACUCUGUUCUGUUCGUUCAAUUUAUGUUUUUUUUGUUAAUUUCUUCAUUAUAUGUCGUCAUACAUGUCAGUUUCAGCAUCGCAUUUCAUUUACAUAUAAACGUUAAAAGUUACGUCUGCUUCUUGAGUUCUUACGUCCGUCUGUCGAUCCCACAUUAAUAGAUUACUUUCAAAGCAAACGGAACUUUCUCCUCUAUGUUAUUAAGUUUUAAACCCUUGGGGCAGAGCACGAAACGAUUUUGCAUAUUAGAAAUAUGGAAAACCUCAAAACAUUCUGUAUUAGGUCAUCGCGUGUAUCAAAUGCAGUAUUGUAGUAUAAUUAUUUGAGGGUCACCGAAAUCGAAAAGCGUACUAUAGAUAGAGAGAGAACGAAGUAUUUAUAUUAUAUAUUGCGCAAAUGCAAAGAUAGAGAUAGAGAGAGAGAGCGAUUCGGGAAUUUUUAUUGUUAUCCCUAGCACUUUGUUUUCUGUAUCGUCUGCUCGAAGUUCGCCAGUAUUGCAUACCUGUCGGCGGAUCAAAGAGAAUAACCAGGAAAACUUUCGUGCAAGAAUUUUGAGUGUUCGCUAAAUUAAAAAUAGAAAAGUAAAAUAAGGCAAACACGAGUAAUUAAUUCUUAGUAGCAGCAGAACCACAGGCUGAAUCAUCAUAACGAAACGACGGUCAACGACGAUGUGAGUAACGUCCUCUACACGUUGUGUGCCAUUUUGGCAUACGUUGUUUGGACAAUCAUCACACUCACCAGUUGAAGUGAGCCAGUUUGCAAUUUAAAAAGCCUUGCGACCGAAGCUUUGCAUGAAAAAGAGCCGAACUUUGUGGAUGAAAACACAGGCUUGGAUGACACCAAAAAUAAGCAAGUAGAUUUUGGUGAUUAUCACAUCAUUAAACGCAAAAAUAAAAAAAACAAAAGCAAAAACCAAUCGGACAAUGCGAAGGAAAAUAAUAUUAAACGCCGAAAAAUAAACUGGAUUGACAAAGAAACAAAGUCAAAUGAAAAUGAUGCUGAACUUCUAAAUUUCUUUAUGGGAACUGCCAGUCAUUCCUCGCGAUCAAAAGAGAAGCAAAUCCACGAACAUAAUUGGCGUUUAUGAAUUUCGGUGCCGAAAACAUUGCAGGCCUGUAUGAUAUCCAUUUCAACAAUUAUUUUUAUAUCCCUGAUGAGCCCGAAAUGCCGAAUUCCAAGUUGUUAGACAGAACUAUAAUAACUUUACUGUCGUCCCUCUUAUCAAUAGCGAAGCCAAGGUGGAUGGAAAUUUCCCAGUAAACGGAGUGACGCAUGUCAAUGGGGCAUUGUACUCGACUUUCAAUGAUGCCAAAAUUAAUUAUAAUAAUUUAAAUGUCAUCCCCGUAACGAAUGCCGAUUUCAAUUUCGUUCAAAACAAUCUUAGGAAUUUAAGUACUAUUCCUUUUACAAAUACCGAUUCCGUAUUAGAUCAGGUCAUAGCUAACGAAGUGCCGGAAAGCAAACACGCUACGAAUGUCAAUCCCAAAGUGGUCGAAUUGAAUUACGAUAAUUUAAGUGCUAUCCCUGUUACUGAUAGUGAACCCGUGUUGGAACACUUCUUAGCGAACGAAGCCUCCAAAGGUAAUGGCGUCACGAAAGCCCAUCCCAAAGUCGUCGAAGUGAAUUACAAUAAUAUAUGUAAAUGCUGUCCCUGUGAUGAAUGGUGAAAAAAACGAAGCCUCCAAAAUUAACUGCGCUUCGAACGCCAAUGUCAAAGCCGAUACGUAUAACUUCUUGGUUAAUAGGAAUUUCCCAGAGAAUGAAAUGCCGAAAAGUGAAAGCUCUACAAGCAUCAAUUCCAAAGUCAUCUAUGAGCCAAGCGAUAACUUAACUGUCGCUCUUGAAGCAAAUAACGAAGGAUUGCAUCAUAAGAUGGUAGGGAAUGAAGUGUCUAAAUGUGAUAAAGCUCAAGACGUGAGUUUCAAAAUUACCGAAGAGUCUAAUAAUGGCCGUGUAGUCAUGGACCACUUCACUGCCGUUUCGGAGGACAACAUUACAAACAGAGCUGAAGUGAAUGAGAAUUGCCUGCUUACUAACAAAUCCAACCAUAUGACACUUGACGAGGAGAUUAAUAUGAAUUUGGAUUUCCUGAACGAAACGGAGGAGGAUUUCGUAGUGAAUUUCGAUCAGCUCAUAAACAUGGUUGAAGACUGUUAUGCGAAUACAUCCACUACUUUGGAUACAAAUAAGGAUUCAAAGAAAAAUUGCGACAUGGAAUCGUAUUUAGCCGCGGAUGAAUCCCAUUCAUUUAUCACUUUCUAGAAUAAGCGUAGUUUUCAUUGUUUGUGAUGGUUCUCUAUUUUUAUUGUUGUAUGUAAUAAACUCCAUUAUAUAUUGUACAGAUUUAACGAAAAAUAAAAUAUAUGUUUUUAUUUAAAAGGUUAAACUUAUGUUUGAAUCCGCUAAAAUAGUAAUUGGGCUGAAUUCUCAAAUUAUUGUAAAAAUGUUUAUUGUCGAUCGAACAGCGCAGCAUUGGUAUUUAAAAGAAAUAAGGAAGGGGUAAGUUUACGCGCAACCGAACUUUUUAUGCGUUUGCAAUUU
Molecule: messenger RNA, 4503 nt
Organism: Bactrocera latifrons
Lineage: Eukaryota; Metazoa; Arthropoda; Insecta; Diptera; Tephritidae
Exons: 2
Coding region: 3619-4224 (201 amino acids)
Source: RefSeq, a predicted model, not a curated record